AUGGCAAAGUCUCUUCGUGCAUCCAGUCAUUUAAAUGCCAAAGCUAUUAAGCGUAAGGCUGUUUUCCAAAAAGUAGUUGAUGCUCGUGAGAGUAGGAUAGCAGACAAAUUAAAGAAGGAUUUGAUUGAACAAAAGUUGAAGGAAUUGAAGGAGAAAAACCCAGAAGCUGCUAGUACUAUGGAUGUCGAUGAUCUUCCUGCACCAAAGAAGGAAGAAUCAAAGAAGAUAAGUACAUCUGGUUGGAGGGAUGCUAAUCACCAUGUUUAUAAAAAGAACAAGAAAUUAAGAAGGGCCAAAAAGAGAGGAUCUUUUACAAAGUUUUAG
Molecule: messenger RNA, 324 nt
Organism: Maudiozyma saulgeensis
Lineage: Eukaryota; Fungi; Ascomycota; Saccharomycetes; Saccharomycetales; Saccharomycetaceae
Source: the annotation of a GenBank genome assembly